Molecule: messenger RNA, 363 nt
Organism: Fraxinus pennsylvanica
Lineage: Eukaryota; Viridiplantae; Streptophyta; Magnoliopsida; Lamiales; Oleaceae
Source: the annotation of a GenBank genome assembly
AUGGAAACUUUGCAAGUGAAAGUUGCAGCGCUGGGAGUUAAUGGGUUUGAAUUAAGCAAAAUGAGGAAUUUGAAGGAACUAGAGCUCAGUAUAGUUCCCCCAAGGCCUUUGGCCUUCCCAAUUUUGAGUGAGAUUGCUGGGUUUAAGUGCUUGACUAGGCUCUCUGUUUGCCACUUCUCCAUAAGGUUCACAUCUCCUUUAUUGGAAAUAAACGCAUUUGGGUCAUAUGGGUUACUAAUGAUAAAUCUGCACCUUCUAUUGUUCAGCAGCCCAAAUGGAUCUUACACUACGGGUCUCAAACGAAUUACUCACCAGGAAGUAAUGGAACUGGAGUUCUCUCUGCCCAACAGGCCCAUCCUUUAA